UACAUGAAAUUUACAUGGUGUGGUCUACACAUGAUAUACAGCAACAUGAUGUAUAAUUAGUAAGUGUUCUCUGGUGACACAUAGUGGACAGGAGGUGAUAGUUAUCUCCUACAUGCUAUGGCCAUUAUUAAUUAAAAUGCAUAUCCAUGUCAGGUGCCCUCUGAUAAAUGUAUUGCUGUAUGGUGUUGCUCUGCAAUAACUGUGGUUUGACUGCGGCACACCCCGAUGAGAGUGAAGGAGCGAGGGCCCGAUUAUCACUGCUUGUAUCUUCAAUUAAAUCUGCAUUUGUAGUUAUAUUUGCCACUUAUGUCUCCAAAUUGGGCUUUAAUGAUGAUGUAAGUAGCCAGAGACCAUUUUGAGUAUUUACUAGAGACAAAUGAUUUUUCUACACUUGACAUCUGUGUGGAAUAGUUCACCUUGAUGUAGAAGAGCAGAGAAAGUCAGAUACCAUUAAAUACCAGCGCCAAGUGGGAAUAUUUUAAUAAUGAAUGAAUGUUUCCCCCAUUUUUGGAGAGAUCUUACAGAGUCAGUAUGCUUUAACUGAAGUGUUUGUCAGAUGGUCAAACAGUGUUUGAAACCAUUGGGUUGGAGCUUUCCAAAAUUGGUCAUGCCAACUUAAUGCUACUGGCCAGUGGUGCAGAAGUGAGAAAGUAUGUAAAACACCAUAAGUGCUUUCAAGGAGAGAUUGUUUGAAAGUGUGUCCCAUUAUCCCCAAGAUUAUUUUGGCCCGCCCUCCAGUUUUUCACCAACGUUUGACCAACAUUUGACCCCUGUUUUCAGUGCGUUAAUCUCGGAUGUUGGUAAUGCAAAUGAAAAAAAAAUGAAAACAUAGAGGGCACUUUCGUCUUCCAGUGUUGUUUUGCUGUUGCCAAGUAUUUAUGUGUCCUGCAUCAUUGGGAAUCCCUACAUUACCUUGGAGCUCCUGGCUUUGGCCUAUACUGCCCAUACCAGCAGCCGACCCUGAGCCUAUUUCAUUGUAGGGGCCUGUUUCACAAAAGUGAUUUGUGAGCAGUGCUUGCACACAGAUGGCAAAUGGUGCUACCAUUUUGUUUCAGCUUCCCCUGGUCUCCACCCCUUCUUCCCACCCACCUGUCAAUAAGUACCUUAUUGUUGUACUGAUGUACUUUACAUAUUCAUGUCUGUCUACUUUUUUUCAUCUCUUCCGUAGAAGCAGGAACCUACUGCAUGUUAUCACUCACCAUAUUUACUGUAGACUGUUUGGAUGCAGAGGAUAAAACAUCACACUUGGUGUAGGGAACUCAUCCAGUUGUGGUCUUGCAGCUUUUGAGGUCAAUUUUGUGACAUUAUUUUUUCACUUGUGUAUGUAGAGAUUGUAAAAAUGACAUUAGAACUGCAAACAGUCAUGAUAAUGAGUAUGCAAACUGUGACAAGCAGACAGCUUUGGACUGUGGACGUACAGAAUACUGUGGUUAAACCAGAUGUGAUUUAUUUCAUUUGAGUCUUUUUCCUCUAAGUGUAAUUUUGAUGAACAGAAGUUGUGUAACAAAGACAAAAGAAAGGGUGAGAAAAAAACUAAGAGAUAAUAACAUUAAAAAAAUAACUAUUUUGAAUUAAAUGAAGUUAGCUUAAUAAAGAAGAAUGAAGAGACAAAUAUUCAUUAUUAAGUUUCUGCUUUUCUUGUAUUUACUGUAUGUUCUGAGCCAACAUUGAUCCACAUAGAGGUAUUUAUAGUGAUAUUUGCAGUUUUGAUGACAGCUGAGAUAUGAAAGAGUUUCCUGUACUGUGACAAAAUGUUACUGAUGAAAAGUCUAACAGAGUGAUAGAGUUAUACAACCCAAGAUAGGUUAAAGUCAAUUAAUGAUUUCAUCCCAGAACGAAUAAGUGUUUCUCAGUUUGUUUGUUAGUUGUUUAUUUUUUGGUGAUUUGGUACAUUUUAGCUUUUAUUGAGAGGAGACAGUAGAGUCAGACAGGAAAUGAGGAGAGAGAGAGAAUGGGGUGACAUGCAACUAAGAUCUGCUGGAAUCAAACUGGACAUAAAUGUUGUAGUUUUGUGGUAUGAGUCUUAACCAGUACACUACAGGGAUGACCAGUAUGUUAGUGUUGUUAAACAUGGUGAAUGUACCAACCUGCAGUUGUUUCCUCUAAUUUAUUUUCACUCCAAAACAUAGUCAGAGUGCACAAUCUGUAAACAAAAUAUAAAAUAUGCAGAUGAUUCAUAAAAUGGUUUGGUCAGACAUGCAAACCUCCUUGUUCAAAAUCAGAGAGCACAGAGUUAUUCAACUGGUGGGAUGUCAAGUGCAGAAGACAAAACAUCCUAGACCAAUGUCUCUGUACCUUAAAUUACUGAAAUAACUGUAUGAAUUUCUGUGGCAAUGACCUCACAUCAUCAUGUAAAAAUAUUUACAUAUAGUACAUUGCUAGGACUUGCAUAUUCUGAAAAAAAUUACUCUUUGAUGAAAUAUAGAGCUGUAAUGAUUAGUUGAUUAUAUUUAUUGGAAUUUUGAUAAUCAAAUUAUUGUUUCAAUCAUUCUUCAAGCAAAAAGAUCAAAUAUUCUCUGGUUUCAGCUUUUUAAACAUUGUGAUUUGCUCCUUUUCUUUGUCAUAUGCAACAGUACAUUAAAAAAUCUUAAGGAUUUAGAUUGUUGGUCGGAAAAAAAUAGGAAACUGAAGAAUAAUUGUUAGUUGCAGCCCUGAAGAAAUAUUAUUAAGAGAAAAUGUAACCAAGACACCUUUUUUAUGGUUAUAAUAUACACUGUAUUUGUGUGAACUUGCACCUCAAGACUUUAGUGAUGUCACUUAACAAUGUUAUGUAGAUAUUAAAAAACUUCCAUAACCUGAUCUCUCAUACAACAGGUUUCACUCUGAAGAAGAAGAAGAUUUCUACAUCAACACCUCACAGAUGGAAAGCUAUGAUUUCAGCAAUUUCACAUACGACUACAAUGAUUAUGACUUCAACUAUUAUUUUAACAAUGAACUCUACAAUCCCUAUUAUGGUGAACCAUAUAUUAUGUAUGUGAUAACAUGCGUAAUCAUUAGUAUCGGCCUUCCUUUGACUCUUGUGGCCAUCUACUUUCUUUAUUCCCAGGUGCAAAAUAACAAUGUUGCUCCAAUCUUCAUCAUCAACCUCCUCAUCUCUGACAUCAUUCAGCUCUGCUGCAUGAUCGUCAAACUGGCAAAACCUAUGGGCUGGAACAUCUAUGAAAUCCUCUUUAAUAUUUACUACUAUAGCGUGCUGGCCAGUGUUGGCUUCAUGGUCUGUGUCGCCCUGGAAAGGUAUUUGCUCAUCGCAUGGCCACUGUGGUACCGCUUCAGUGGAACUAUCAAGAACUCUCUUGUAGUCUGUGUCGUGAUCUGGAUCCUUCCUCUUGUUCAUGUCCUUGUUUUAAUUUCUCCUCGUGAUUAUAGGGUCAAAAUCACCAUUUUCUCCAUCUUCUUCCUCGUUCCUUUCCCACUGCUCAUAUUCUUCCUGGGUGGAACCCUCAAAUCGCUGUCUGCUGCCAUCUCGGUCUCCUCUGAUGAAAAACGACGAAUUGUGGGAAUGUUGGUCCUGGUGCUGCUCAUCUACACGAUGCUGUUUCUACCCAACAUCAUCUGGUUUCUGGUAGAAGCCCCUUAUAAUCCUACCUUCACCAACCUUAGUUUCAUGCUUCUUAGGUCCAGUCCUCUUGCAGACUUGAUUCUGUAUGUUUUCAUGAGGAAAGGGGCCAUAGACAAGCUUUUGGCCUCUCUGUGUUGUUGCAGAAUGGACAGUGAUGAUAACAGCAGAUCAUCAGCAUGAAAGACAACAACAUGUACACAGUCAACUCCAUGCAGGCAGAGAAAGAGGGAGAAAGAAAAGGGAGAAAACAGAUGUUAACUGUAAUGUGUCUGAAUGUUCACUAAAAUGCACUUAAACUAGCAAACAAGAAAUAAAUAAAGUGUUUGCUGUAUGACAACAAAGGCCAUCAGAAGUAGAUAAAAAAAAAUCAUUGUUUUGAUUAUGUUGUGAGAGAAGUGGUUAGUGGGAACAUGUUUUUAUUUGUUUUUUAGCUGGAAGUUGAUAUCUAUCAUUAUCAUCCUUUGAAGCGGACAUAACAUGCUUUUUGUGUUUUUCUGUCAUUUAUAUUCAUAAUUUAAAUCUGCCAAGGGGCAGCU
This is a messenger RNA of Thunnus maccoyii (southern bluefin tuna), 4095 nucleotides long. RefSeq names its product G-protein coupled receptor 4-like. Gene Ontology annotation, biological process: phospholipase C-activating G protein-coupled receptor signaling pathway; positive regulation of Rho protein signal transduction. NCBI's taxonomy places the organism in Eukaryota, Metazoa, Chordata, Actinopteri, Scombriformes, Scombridae. Gene Ontology annotation, cellular component: membrane. The record is from RefSeq and is a predicted model, not a curated record. The transcript has 3 exons. Bases 2861 to 3739 code for a protein of 292 amino acids. Gene Ontology annotation, molecular function: G protein-coupled receptor activity.